AUGUGGAAGCCAAAAGUGCUUUUCGCGGUUUUGACCGCCCUUCCAUUCUCUGCUGGGAGGUGGACCAACGGCCGCUCGGUACACGUCCCACUGGCAUCAUUCUUCAACAACAAGGCGUUCGGCUCCGCUCCGGGCGAAGCAGCCUUGAAUACCCUCAAUGAGUCCUACCCGGCAGACACAGUCGGGGUCAAUGGCGUGUACCGAUCUGCCGACACCGGCAUCUCGUAUCUGUUCCCCGGCUAUGAUCCGGACAAGAAUGCCAAAGACAACCUCAUCUGCUCCGGGCAGACGAUUGAAGUUGAUCCAUCAGGAUCCUACUUCGCGGCGUCCAUGCUACUCGCGUCGGACACGCGAUCGACCACUGUUUCGGGAAACGUCACUUUGCUAUAUACGGACAACACAACGUCGACGGCCGAGAUCAGAGCGCAUGCCUUUUGGUGGUUCUUGGCGAUCCGCCGGGGGGAAAUCACGUUUCCGUAUUUCUUUACGCACAACGAUACCAAUCACAAUGCGACUCAUAUCUACGAGCGCUCGGUCAUCAUUGAGCCGGGCAAGACGCUGCGGGGGAUCGUGCUCCCCAACACCACCAAUACCACGACAGGUCGACUGCACAUGUUUUCGCUGUCGCUCUGGGAGACCAAGGCUGCUGGCAUCCAAAUACAAAACGUGCGGCCUACACAAAAUACCAACGAGCAAGGGCGCCAGCUGGUGGAGGUGGUGGUAGACCACGCUGGGCGCAGUGGCUGUGUCUCGAAUAUGGCUGUCGCGAUAGAGGGCCGCGGCGUCAGGACACCAUCACCGACAAUUGUCAAGAGGCUCUGCUCCGGCGACCAAAAGAGGAUCCUAGUUGCUGUGAUGGGCGCUGCGUCCGACGCUAUCGUGAAAGUGUCCCUGAAGGCCAGGAAGCAGCCGCAUAUCGAAGCCAGCUUCGACCAUGUGGAUGUCGGGAUACGCGAUUGGGACAGCCAAUCCACGAGCCUAGUCAAGCACGAGGCCCCUGAGUGGUACGAUGGCGCCAAGUUUGGCAUCUUCAUCCACUGGGGUCCCUAUUCGGUUCCUGGCUGGGGCAAUUCGACCCCUUCCGAAAGCUACGCCGAGUGGUUCUGGUGGUACUCGACGAGAGUCAAAGAGCACGCGGCGGCAGAUCGAUCGGGGUUCAACGCGUAUCGCCUCCGUACCUUUGGCCCGGAUCUCAACUACGAUGACUUUUUCGAAAACUACACCGCUUCAAAGUACGAACCAAAGGAAUGGGUAGAUCUUUUCGCCGACUCGGGGGCAAAGUAUUUCGUCUUCACGACGAAACAUCACGACGGAUUCGCCAACUUCAACACCGGAGCAAGCACCAACCGAUCGUCUUUGCAUUAUGGACCGCAUCGAGAUCUCCUUGCUGAGCUGUUUGAAGCUGCUAAGAAGCACCAGCCGCAUCUGAAGCGUGGGACCUACUUUUCUCUGCCGGAAUGGUUCAACCCCGACUGGGGCAAGUACGGCUUUACGCAGUUCGACCGCGUAACGUCUACCUCGCAUCCGGGCAUCAUCGCCAGAAAUCCCUACACGGGGUUGAACGAGCCGUACACAGGGCGCCUGCCGAUCGGGGACUUUAUCGACGACCUCAUGGUGCCCCAGAUGAAGACACUGGCAUAUGAGUACGACACCGAUAUCAUGUGGUGCGAUGCCGGUGCCUCCAACGGCACAGACGUGUUUGCGGCCGAGUGGUUCAACUGGGCGCGGUCCAAGGGCAGGCAAGUCGCCAUCAACGACCGGUGCGGCAGUCCCUGGGCCGCAGACUUCGACACCCCCGAGUACGCUACCUUUAGCGUGGCGCAGGCUCGGAAGUGGGAGAGCAGCCGGGGGAUGGACCCCUUCAGCUACGGGUUCAACCGCGCGACGUCGGCGGACGAGUACAUGAACGCCACGACGCUGGUGCACAACCUGGUGGACAUUGUGAGCAAGAACGGGAACCUGCUGCUCAACAUUGGGCCGCGCGCGGACGGGUCUAUCCACGAGACAAUGAUGGAACACCUCCGUGAAGCCGGUACUUGGAUCAACCGCCACGGCGCGGCCCUCUUCAACACGACCUACUGGUACGUGACGCCGGAGGAGGGGGACCUGCGCUUCACGCAAACGAAUGAUGCUUUUUACGUCCUGAGCCUCCAAGAGCCGGCCAAGGGCCCCAUGUCAAUCGCGGCCAAGGUUCCGAUUGUGCGCGGCGACAAGAUCGUGGCUCUGGGCAUGGACAAGGACAGAGCCGUUGAAUGGAGCUUUUCUGAAGCGGGACAAGUGACGCUUGAAGUGACCGAGGACAUGAUCACUGCCGACAAGUAUUGCUGGGUUUUCCAAAUUAAGUAUUCCAGUAAAUGUUAG
Purpureocillium takamizusanense is the source of this 2361-nucleotide messenger RNA. Its product is annotated as Alpha-L-fucosidase. NCBI's taxonomy places the organism in Eukaryota, Fungi, Ascomycota, Sordariomycetes, Hypocreales, Ophiocordycipitaceae. The record is from RefSeq and is a predicted model, not a curated record. Gene Ontology annotation, molecular function: alpha-L-fucosidase activity. The coding region runs from base 1 to 2361 and encodes 786 amino acids. The transcript has a single exon. Gene Ontology annotation, biological process: glycoside catabolic process; fucose metabolic process. Gene Ontology annotation, cellular component: lysosome.